Messenger RNA from Dioscorea cayenensis subsp. rotundata (Guinea yam), 1491 nucleotides. Its product is annotated as heat stress transcription factor A-4d-like. The record is from RefSeq and is a predicted model, not a curated record. Bases 137 to 1357 code for a protein of 406 amino acids. Lineage: Eukaryota; Viridiplantae; Streptophyta; Magnoliopsida; Dioscoreales; Dioscoreaceae. Gene Ontology annotation, cellular component: nucleus. The transcript is spliced from 3 exons. Gene Ontology annotation, molecular function: RNA polymerase II cis-regulatory region sequence-specific DNA binding; DNA-binding transcription factor activity. Gene Ontology annotation, biological process: regulation of transcription by RNA polymerase II.
AAAAUAUAUAUAAAAAAAUAAAAACAAAACAAAAGAGGCCGCGCUUUGCUUUGUAUGCAGUUCAUCGAACAAGAAGAAGAAGAAGAAGAAGAAGAAGGUCUAGGGUUUGAGGUUGAUCCAGAGGAGCAUAGAGAAGAUGGCCGUAUCUCAUGGAGCUUCGAGCUCCCCCACCUCCAGCUCGAGUUCGCCUGCGCCGUUCCUCAUGAAGACGUAUCAAAUGGUCGAUGAUCCGGCGACGAACACCAUCGUCUCGUGGAGUUCAUCGAACAUUAGCUUCGUUGUCUGGAAGUUGGCGGAGUUUUCGCGUGACCUUCUCCCCAAGUACUUCAAGCAUAACAAUUUCUCCAGCUUUGUACGCCAGCUCAAUACUUAUGGUUUCCAUAAAAUUGAUCCAGAUCGAUGGGAAUUUGCGAACGAGGAGUUUGUUAGAGGGCAGAGGCACUUGUUGAGGAAUAUUCACCGGCGGAAGCCAAUUCACAGUCACUCUCUGCACCACAACACAUCAGCGCCUUUAGCCGAAGAUGAAAAACAUGAGCUUGAGGAGGAGAUUGAUAGACUGAAACAUGAUAAAGAUAUCCUCUUAUUUGAGCUUCAGAAGCAUACAAUGCAGCAGCAAGGAUUGGAGAGCAUAAUUCAAGUUCUUGAGGAGAGACUGCUGAUACUUGAGCAGCGGCAGAAAGAUAUCAUUGCAUUUUUGGCUAAAGUUGUACAGACACCUGGUUUUGUUCCAGAUCUUUUUUACCAGUCUAAUCUUCAUCACAAGAAGAGAAGAUUGCCAAGAAUUGAUUACUUGUUUGAGGAUGACAAGAUUGAAGAAAAGCAGAUCAUUUCGUUCCAGACCGUGAGAAUGGAUCAGAGAGAUAUUGGAUCUAUGCAGAUUCUUGACACAGAAUUGUUUGAUAAUGUUGAGUCAUCGAUAAGUUCAUUGGAGGCCUUUUUCAGCAACGUUAGUGAGGCAUCUGGUGAGGACUUACAGAAUGAUGAUAGAAUACUAAGCCAACCUUGUGCAUUAUCAGAUGAGGCUAAUGUGAAUACCAAUAUGAGGCUUUUACCUUCUGAAUUGCCUCUUCCUCUUAGUUUGGGACAGUCUGUGAAUCAUGUAGGAAAUAUUGUUGACGAAACCAAGUUAUCAGCAAAUCAUGUGACAGGGACUGCCAUUGCCACCUUGCCAACCAGUGUAAAUGAUGUAUUCUGGGAGCAAUUCCUUUCAGAAUCUCCUGGUUCAUCGGCCUCAAAAGAUGCAGAUGAUAAAAUAAGCACUGAAAAGAUGAUAGAGAAGACAGUGUGGUGCAGAGAAAGGAAUGUUGAACAUCUCACAGAACAAAUGGGGCAUCUCUCUUCAGUAGAGAGAACAUGAAGUGAAGCCAAUGCUACUGCUCCUCGAAGAGCUUUAAGCUCCGCAGACACCAUUGCCGCCUUCCUCGUCCCGCAGAACACUGUGAGAGCAAAGCUAGGAUUGCCUCCAUUGCAAUGGAGCAACAAUUUGGUAAA